UCAAUUUUCCUUUACCAUCCGAUAUGAUAUGAUUCUCCAGUCUUCAAAAUCAAAAGAGAUGAUCACCAUGAACCAAAACGAAAUGGUGGUGGAUGAAGGCCUCCUUCACGAUAUCAUGCUUAACUCACCCUCCCUCCACCACCUUCCUCAAACCACGCACUACAAUUACAAUUACAAUUAUAACCCCUUUGAUGAUACUACCGUCUCCUGGAUAAACGACGCCGUUUCUUCUCCCUCUCAGUCUCAGCUCACUACCACCGCCCUUCACCUACCACCACCACCGCCGCCGCAACCACUGAUUGAUCAUCAACAAACGGAGUUGCUGCUGCCAACCGAACAGCAACAGCAAGUGGAAGAAGACUCUGCGAUAAGGCUGGUCCACAUGCUCAUCUCAUGCGCCGAUUCUCUCCAGCGAGGCCACGUGGCACACGCCGCUUCCCUCAUCGACGCCAUGCAAUCACUCCAAAGACACGUCACCACCGCCUCCGCCAUCGGCAAGGUCGCUGCUCACUUCAUCGGCGCCUUAACACGCCGCAUCUUCGCUCCUCCCCUCACCGACCGCCACGGCGGAGUCAGUGUAGUCGCCAACGACGACGGAGGCGUACUUUACCAUCAUUUCUACGAGGCAUGUCCUUAUCUCAAGUUCGCUCACUUCACCGCCAACCAGGCGAUCCUCGAGGCCUUCAGCGGCCACUCCUCCGUCCACGUCGUCGACUUCCACCUCGCGCAUGGACUCCAGUGGCCGCCGCUCAUCCAGGCGCUCGCACUUCGCCCCGGCGGUCCCCCCUCCCUCCGCAUCACCGGCAUUGGCCCUCCCUCUCCGGACCGCCGCGACGCCCUCCGCGAAACCGGCAUACGCCUCGCCGAACUUGCCCGCUCCGUCAACGUCCGGUUCGCUUUCCGAGGAGUCGCUGCGUCAAGGCUUGAGGACGUGGAGCCGUGGAUGCUACAGGUGCGGCAGGAGGAGGCGGUGGCGAUCAACUCCGUCAUGCAGCUCCACCGACUCCUAGGAUCCGAUUCGGGAAUCGACUCGGUCCUGGGUUGGAUCCGGAGGUUAAACCCUAAGAUCGUAACCGUGGUUGAACAAGAAGCGAAUCACAACCAGACCGGGUUCUUGGAACGAUUCACGGAAGCGCUGCAUUACUACUCGGCCGUUUUCGACUCGCUAGAGGCUUGCCCAAACGAACCGGAUAAGUCGCUAGCCGAAAUGUACCUGGAGAGAGAGAUUGGCAACGUGGUUUGUUGUGAGGGGCCGGCUCGGGUGGAGAGGCAUGAACCACUGGCCCAAUGGAAGGCCCGGUUGGAGAAAUCAGGGUUUAAGUGUGUGGGCCUGGGCUCAAAUGCGUUAAGGCAGGCGAGCAUGUUAUUGAGCUUGUUCUCAGCUGAGGGGUACUGCGUUGAAGAGAAGGAAGGAUGUUUGACUUUGGGUUGGCAUGGGAGGCCCCUCAUUGCUGCUUCGGCUUGGCAACCCUUUCCCCUCACCCCUGACCCACACCCGCACCCACAUUGGCUUCCUUAGUCUUACUCUUAGUCUUGUAUCUUUCAAACUGUUUGGAGCCAUAAGUGGUUGUACAAUCAUUUUCAUCCCCCCUUUUUUGGAUUCUUCUAUUAUCUCUGGGCUUUUCCUUGUUAUGUUCUUUUCCAUUUUAUGUUGCAUAUUUGUUAUGUGAAAUGGCUACUAAGAAUUUAUCUCUUAUAUACUUGGCUACUAUACAACAUUUACUUUUAAUUCCAUAGAGCAAAGACAUGAAAGGUUUAACUUGCUUGCAUGUAUAAUAGGUUAAUUGAGAGGAACCCGGGUGGUGUAAGAGAAUUGAUUGGGGUUAAGGUCAAGGGUGCAAUGCAUGUGAGUUUGCCCAACAAUGAAUGAGAAAAGGGUUUCAUGGCAUGGGACCAUCCAAGGAAUCAUCAUUAAGUGAAGGCAAAGAUCGAUGGAGACUAGAAUUUGUGUUAUGCCUUUCGUAGUGUCACCCCUUACCUUCUUGCCUCGUGGAAAAUGUAACAGGUCAUUAUCCUGCUUUGUCAUUCUUUUACUUUUUGUUGGGAUAAUUUCGGAAUCUAAAAGCAUAGUAUUUAGUCAU
Molecule: messenger RNA, 2081 nt
Organism: Arachis stenosperma
Lineage: Eukaryota; Viridiplantae; Streptophyta; Magnoliopsida; Fabales; Fabaceae
Product: protein SLENDER RICE1-LIKE 1-like
Exons: 1
Coding region: 29-1519 (496 amino acids)
Biological process (GO): regulation of DNA-templated transcription
Cellular component (GO): nucleus
Molecular function (GO): DNA-binding transcription factor activity; sequence-specific DNA binding
Source: RefSeq, a predicted model, not a curated record